Molecule: messenger RNA, 1248 nt
Organism: Theileria annulata
Lineage: Eukaryota; Apicomplexa; Aconoidasida; Piroplasmida; Theileriidae
Exons: 6
Coding region: 1-1248 (415 amino acids)
Source: RefSeq, a predicted model, not a curated record
AUGAGAUGUGUAAAUUCUAAUUAUUCUAAAUAUCAAAAAUAUUUUAAUAUUUGUUUGCGUGAAUGGUACUAUCAGCAUAAAAACGGGAGUUAUUACUACUACGCCAAUAUUCCUGGAAUCCUUUUCACACCAUUAAAGUAUUGUUUAUUCCCUAACCAAUCUCUAAUAUUCAUAUUUACACUGAUAUUUUCUAUUAAUUAUUACUUUAGGAUUAAUAAAAGGUUAAAUAACAGUCAAAUAUUGAGUAAUUGUGCAGAAUUGCAUUUUAAUAAAUUUCCCUUGGCAAAAUUCGAUAAUAUUUCUGACGUCAAAAGAGCUUUGCACAUUGGUUAUGAUAUAUCUUUUUUUAAACUUUUUUUGAACUACUUACCACAAACUUCAGACACAUAUAAUUUUAUUUACUGUAACACAUACGACACUCUUUUCAAUAUAUACCACAAAUACUCGAAAAGGUAUAAAAUUGACAUAAAUUCUACAUUUGACAACUUGAAUUUACUGAGUGGGAAUCUUCUUAACCUUCAACACCUCUUCAACUCUCAAUAUUUCAAAUGUGUAGUUCUAUACAUCAAUUCAAAAAAUUUCAAGGAAAUAUUAAAUAAAGAAUUAAUUGAUAAUUUUCAUAAAAUAUUGACGUCAUCUGGCUAUGUAAUAGUAGUAACAAACGAUAUUAAUGUGAACAACAACCUCAACGUAUUCUUCAAUAAAGAUUGGAUAAGCGGGAUCCUAGGGGAUAAACAAAGUGGAAACGAGGAUUUGAGAUUAUAUGUAGGAAUUAAAGAGAAAUUGGAAAUCCUGGAUAAAAUUAUAUUUGUUCAUUGCUUCUAUAAAUUAAAUAAUAAUAAACCAAACCAGAACUUGAAUAAAAUAGUACCACACAAAAUUGGAUCAACUUCAUAUUUAAUAAGCGAACAAUGUGAUUUAAUUAAUUCCGGCAAUGGAAACACAGACGGUGAUAAAAAUACAGGUACAAAACGGGUUCACAAUAUACUGAAACAACAACUUAAUCUUUUAAAUUCUAAUUCCGAUCCGGAUCCUGAAACCGAUACUAAUAUAGAAUCUGCUGCUAGUUCAGUCAGUAGAAGUGUGAAAAGGAAAAGCAAACCUCCCACUAAAAGUAAAAAUAUUAAAACUGAUAAAAAUUUUAUUGAUUUGCUAACUGGUGAUAAGGCCACUAAAGCACAGACAGAUACUUCCUUUAAGUUUGCACUAAAUACAUCCUAUUUAAAGUUUACUCAAUUAUUUACUUAA